This is a messenger RNA of Triplophysa dalaica, 1712 nucleotides long. It is a transcript of the gene tmem9, whose product is annotated as transmembrane protein 9. Lineage: Eukaryota; Metazoa; Chordata; Actinopteri; Cypriniformes; Nemacheilidae. The transcript has 6 exons. The record is from RefSeq and is a predicted model, not a curated record. Bases 277 to 846 code for a protein of 189 amino acids. Gene Ontology annotation, cellular component: lysosomal membrane.
CAUUCGUGAAUAUCCGGGUAAUGUAAACACAUGUUUGUAAGACAUUGCUUUUAGGGAAUAUUGCUAUAUGUGUUCUUAAAUGUUGCGUAAUUUACCUUUAGAUAGCUUUCGGUCUACAAGUUUGGCGCUUUAUGUUUUAGUCUUAUUUGAUUUUAAAACAUACCACAGAGAGGUAAGAAGGCCCAACUCUACAAUUGAGAGAGCGUUUUCUAUAAGCUUAACGUGAAUUUUGCCAAGCUGACGUUACGUCGUAACAGUUAUAUCUAUUAAGGCGUCAUGUCGUCCUGCUUCGCUCAGAUUCUCCGGACACCAGUCCUUGUUCUGAUGUUUCUAGUUGUCAUAGAGGUGAUAUCACAUGCGCAUGCAGAUAAGAGUUUUGAAGAUGUGCGUUGUAAGUGCAUCUGUCCACCCUACCGAAACAUAAGUGGCCAUAUCUACAAUAAAAACGUGUCCCAGAAAGACUGUAAUUGUUUGCAUGUGGUGGAGCCUAUGCCAGUUCCUGGUCAUGAUGUGGAGGCAUACUGUCUGCUUUGUGAGUGCAAGUAUGAAGAGCGAAGUAGCAACACCAUUAAGGUGACCAUUAUCAUCUACUUGUCGGUUGUUGGAGCUCUUUUGCUGUACAUGCUGUUCCUGCUUCUAGUUGAUCCUCUGAUCCGCAAACAUGAUCCCUACACCAUGCCAUUGCAGAACGAGGAGGACUCUGAGGAUUUGAGGCCUCAUGUGGAUGGUGCUCAGGGCCGUGGGAAUACGGUGCUUGAGAGGGUAGAGGGAGCUCAGCAGCGCUGGAAAAAACAGGUUCAGGAGCAACGCAAGACUGUGUUUGACCGCCACAAGCUGCUCAGCUAAACCCUUCAUCUGAUUGUCAGGGGAACUGGAUCACUGACUGAGGAAACAUGCAUGAUGGUUUUGAAAUUUCAGUUUUUUUUUGCACAUGUUUUGUCACUGAGCCUACUGUCUUUGCAGUGCUAUUAUAAUAGUACGGAGGCUGACUGGAUUGUAUCCUGCUUCCAAACUGAAGCUUGUGCUAACAUGGAAACAUUUUAAUAAGGUUGCUCUGAAAUUGCUUGACUAUUCUAUUUUGCAGUUAAAGGGAGUUGGACAGCUCAGUGUUCAUAUUUACAUUUCUUAACUAAUAUCUUGAAGUAUUAUCCCUGCUUUUCUUUGAAACGGCAUCGCAAAAUAUGUUAUUGCCAUGACUGUAUUCUGGGAACACUGUUGUGGAAUUGUAUAUAAUCUAAAAUACUUGCGGUUUAAAAUGUGUAGAAUGUCAUUGCACUUUUAGUUUCAUUUUGCACUUAUAUGUAAAUGUACAGAUUGAGUAUAUUAUUGAUGAUUGGGUUUUAUGUUUUUAUUUUAGUCUCUACAUUGUUUGCCUAUUGAUAACACAAUAAGGGAUGGCAUAUGUCACAAAUAUAUAUCUUAAAUAUAAAAAAAUUAUCAAGGCAAUAAUUCUGUUAGAUCUUAAGUUAUUGUCCAUAAACUAUAAACAAUAUGUUUGCUUUGAUAUGAUUUAUACAUUUUAUGGUUACUCUUCAGAAAGAUUUUUGGAGCACAAAAUGUGAAGAUAUUUCAAAACGUAAUUUUAUUUAUAACAUUUUUGCUUGAUUAUGGUAUUUGCUGCUACAAUAAUGUCUUUUACAGGUUGUCUCAAAAAAACUUUUAAACCUCUGUUUAUGUGAAAAUUCACUGAAAUAAACACAGAAAAUUGUCAA